UUAUCUCCAACUCUGCUGACCGCUCGUGAAAAACUGACCUUUACACCACCGUUGUCUCACCAUUCAACCCAUUCUCGUAACCCCCAAGAAUCAGUGCAGUCCUAGCAAGAGUUCCAAGGCAAGGCUAACAGCGGAGGAUGCACAAAUUGGUUAGUCGCUCCCGGUCCCUCAUGGAGGGCAAGGGGGGACGUCGACAUGCAGGUACGAAAGCACCAGUAGCAUUGGCCCCAGACGAACCCCUUCAUGGUGGGCCAGAGAGUGUAUCAAACACGACCCUACACGUACCACUUUAUAACUACUAUGCAACUCCCGUCGACAGUUUGAAUGAAGUAGACCAGUAUGCCCGUCGUCCUCUUCCCGCCACACCGCCAUCGAUAGCUAAGAUGGCGGAUCGGCCAAGCACGUCUGGUGGUUCAGCUUCGAGGAAGUCGGUCAAAAUUGACUUCAAGUUUGACAAGAGAGUGUCAAGGGAUGACUUUUAUCUUGGCUCGAGAGUCUACAGAGAAUCACGCGCCGAGCCUGUCCCUCGCCCUUGGGAUGAGCUGCUCACCCCAGAUGCGAGUCCCAAGACCAAAUUUGUACCGAAAUUCGCCCCGAGAACGAAUCUGACAGUUAAUGCAUCAGUGGAAGUGCUCAAUGGCGGCAUUGGCAUGGCCUUAGGAAGUCCUUCACAUACACGGAAUUUUUCAGAUCCGUGGAAUACACCUAACUCCGCACGACCUAGGCAAGACUCACAUCCAAUUGCGACACCUCCAGAAUCUCGGAGUAGUAGUGUGGACACUUUCGAUAUGCCGGUGUUGAGGAAGCCAUCGUCAAAAUGGAAGCUGUUUGGCAUAUUCUCUCGGAAGCCACCCGACCAGCCUGUCCCAGCUAUAUCUAUUUCGGAUCCGAAUGGUUUAUACGGCACAAAUAGACCAGAAGAGGCCGUAGCGGCUAGACAAGCACCGCUGCCGGAAUCGAAUAAUCCAACAAGGAGCAACACGACUACUUCACGCAAAGGGUUCAAGCAUAAGCCUAUUCUUAUUAGGUCACAAACGUUACCAUCGGAUGCCCAGGUGGAUAGUUAUGAUCAAAGGCCGAGGGCAGGCGAGAAACAAAGCCGUGGACCUAGUCCUGCACCCCUACCACUAUUGAACGUUGAAAUUCCGGAUGUACGUCUCGAGAGAUACAGCGUCAUGUUUGAUGGUGUAUUAAAGUCCAACCCGUCAUUAUUAUCAAGGCGUCAAGCAACUGUGCCAAAACUCAAAAGUAUCAAAGAUGUAGUGGAGCGAGAAGAGGAAGAGAAACCAUACGGGGUAGCUCGAAGAGCAACAUCACCCCAACCAGCUACGAAGCCUUCGGGAUUUCUCUUGUUUCCAACGAAUAGGGAAAACCAGGUUUAUAUGCCGCAGAAAAUAUCGCCGCGACAUAGAUCAAAUACUUCGCUGGCAUUACUUCCAUCCCCUGCUAGAGCCACAUUCAACCACAACAAGGCACCAGACUAUCGACGCCCAUCAGUAGAACACCCAACUAGCUUGAGGCCACCGCCGCAAACCUUCCAUUAUGAUAUUGAGAGCCCCGGUAUGGCCGUAACAACAGACGUUGGAAUCAUAAAGCAGGAAAUAAGCCCAUCGUCGCCUCCACGGUUCAGAAACGGCCAAUCUAAUCUCAUCCUCGACUCGCCAAGUGAGAUAGAUUCAGAAGACGACGAAGAAACAGUCGCGAGGGAAGCGUGGAAGCCAGCCUCCCAUCAUGUUCCCCCCGAACCCAAAUGGCAAAUGAUGGUGCCUUCACAGAAGACACCGUCGACGGCGUCCUCCAACACCAGCAGCGACCGCAAGCGCUCACCAUCUCUCGCAUCAUCCUCCUACACGCAUAUCACACGCGUAUCAGAGGAUUCUGACGACGCAUCCCCCGCAUUUUUCAAGAACAGCGCCAACAAUAUCGCUAUCACGGCAAAAAUGACGCCCGUGGAAAUCUCCAUCGCCCGCCAGAUCACCGUGUCCCGGCAGCAGCGCAAGCUCCUCCAACCCCUGCGUACGGUAAUACCUCCUGCGCCCGCGCAGCCCUCGUCGUCGUCAUCGUCAGGUAGACGGCCGUCGCACCCGAGCCCGGCGCGCACGAGCCCCAUGGCGGGCGUGCCGAGGGGCGAACCGGGACGGAUCGCCGAGACGAAGACAUCUACGCCGACGCUGGUGUCACCGGACUCGCUGGAUCCGAACCAGUCCGCCGCGCGCGCGCAGCUUCGGCGGAGCGAGCGGAUCGUGCUCGAGGAUGCGUGACGUCGUCUUAUCAAGCCCCUGACUGCUCUCACUUAUCUUUCUAUUUAUCACUUAGAGUUCGCAUUCAUCCGUCUCUUGGUCCUGUCUAUCAACAGCUCCAGACAGAAGUCCUACGUUAUAUCCGAGCCCUCAUAU
Molecule: messenger RNA, 2396 nt
Organism: Xylaria bambusicola
Lineage: Eukaryota; Fungi; Ascomycota; Sordariomycetes; Xylariales; Xylariaceae
Exons: 2
Coding region: 138-2261 (707 amino acids)
Source: RefSeq, a predicted model, not a curated record